AUGGAUUUAUCAACCAGAGUAGCGAAAACAUGUCUGACAUUAUGCGUGUAUGCAAAAAUUUCAGACUAUAGAAAUCUUUGUACGUUUGCAUAGCGAUAAAACAUAUGAUAAUUUUGUUUGUGGAAACACCACGUAAAUGUAUUACUGCAAAGCUUUCGAUCCGUAAGCCCCGGAUCUUCAUCAGUGCUAAUAAUAUGAUUAGCACUAUUAUUAGCACUGAUGAAGAUCCGGGCUUACGGAUCGAAAGCUUUGCAGUAAUAAAUUUACGUGGUGUUUCCACAAACAAAACUAAGGUGAGACCAUUAUUUCUUUGUCAAAUAUAGACAAAUUAAUUCAUUCGAACCACAAUCUUUGAGCCUGACGGUAGCUUAGUGGUUAGAGCCCAAAAUCGUGGAAUUUGAAUGUGUUGUUAUUGUUAUUUGUGUUAUUUUUGGCACCUGUUUGAUUAUAGGUCAUCUCACCAUCUAGUCAACUAAAUCUUUAUUCCAAUAACGUACUUGGUCUUGUCCCUGCUGGUAUCCAGACAUCUGUAGACGUGGAGAGCGAGGGCACAUCAUCCCCUGACCUUAAACAAGAUGAACCGCUUUCAAAGAAAGUAUUUGUCUGCGCUAUUCACGAGGAACCAUGCAAGUACUACUGCCAAGAUUGUGAAAGUCUCAUUUGCAGCGAAUGUGCCAUGCGUUGGGGUGACUGCCACGAACACUACUACCUCCGAGUGAAAGACGCUUGGAAGAAAUACCGCGAAGAAAUGAUGAAGAUAUUACAGGAAGCUAGAUCAAGUGUUUCACACAUACAACAAGAUAUCUUGGAAAACUCGAAAGAACGGGACAGCUUCAAGUUAAAAGUUGAAUCUACGAUCAAGAAAAUCAACAGCUUCUUUGACGAGCAUGUGCAAGCUUUGGGAAAACGGCGUACAAACUUUUUAGAAACAGUGGAAGAGAUUAUGAAAUUCCGAGAGAUUGGAAUAAACCAAGAAAUUGAUAGCCUACAGAAUAACUUAGUUGAAACAAACAGCACUAUCAACAUCGCAGGUCGUGUGUAUGGAACUAGCACUAUGAUGGAAUUCCUACAGGUUUGCAAGCAACUUACAAACCGCCUUCUCGAACUGGGACAUAAAAAGAUCAAGUUGAAUAUUACAGAAAGUAUUGACAUUGAUUUUAUCUCGGAGCCUCACUUGUUUGAAGAAAUUGAGAAAGUUGGUCAACUAAAGAAACACAAAGAUUCUUCCGCUACAACACUGUUUCCACGUGGAAAUGGUGUGAAUGGAACGGGAGGAGAAAUGCCUAAAAGUGAUGAAGGGAUGAGAUCGAACGCUGACGAUCCGAGGAAAGUUGAGGAAAAUGAACAGGACUCGAUGGAUUCUGUAGUCGGAACAUCAACAGAAAAUUUAUCCGAAAGCACGUCAGCCAAAGAUACCAAUGACGCACCAAGAAAACACUUGUUGAAAAACGCAGAACAUUCUGUUCCACCAGGCGGUUUUAUUAAAUCAUCCACCAAGAUUAACGAUCAGACAAUUAUGAAUCAGGGAAGACAUAGUGUGAAGAAUGAGACUGAAGAAUCGGUAAAAAUGAAACCGAUUGAAGAACUUAAAACAGAAAUGAAUUUCGGGCAACAAGCACAUCCUGGAGUAGCGUCUGAAGAGCCAAUUAUUAAACAAGAGACAACCGCCGAGCAGCACUCGAGAUCUACAGCGAGUGGCCAGAAGGAAAUAACUGAUUGUGAAAUCACGGACUGUUCUUGUGGCCUUGCUGAUAAAGUGGACCACCGAAAUGGUUUACCUAGUGAAGGGGAAAGAGUAGCGGCAGCUGAAAUUCCGCUGAAACAAAAACCUGCGGCAGAGCAACAGCAUGCUCGGCGACAUAGCAUGGACGAUGUAUUCGGUAUUCGCAGCAAAAAAGAAGAAAUACAGCGUCGACUCGGAAACAUUGCCAGAUAUCGUCCACCCAAAUCAGUCGCGCAGUUCCUGGACGAAG
Molecule: messenger RNA, 1973 nt
Organism: Paramuricea clavata
Lineage: Eukaryota; Metazoa; Cnidaria; Anthozoa; Malacalcyonacea; Plexauridae
Source: the annotation of a GenBank genome assembly